UACCCACCGCGCGAAACCAUAGAGUUCCCAGGCCGGUUUUUUCCUGCCUUUUUCAGUGGCGGCGCCCGACGGAAGGGAGCCGAGGCGGCGCCUGCGCGUCGGCGUGCGUGAGGCCUAAGGAGGUGUUGGCGUACACACACGUACGUGUGCGCGUUGGCAGGCACGCACAGGCACAUCUGCACGUGCACGCAGGCAUACCUGCCAGGGGACGUACACAUGACCACACCUACGGAGACGUGUCCGCAGGGGCCUACGUGUCCGCAGGCACGCACGUAUGCUCGUGUGUACGCGAGCGCGUAUGGUGUACGCACGUGCGCGUGCAUGCGCAUCGAUACGCAGCAGGCGCGCGGGCACACGUGUAUACGCGCACGCGUAACAUGCCUUUGCACGUGCACACGCACACGCACAACCCCGCUCGCACGCCCGCCCUGCUGCAGGCAGGCGAGCAGGCAGCCGUCGAGGCGCACGCGCGGCCCGGGGGCGGUGGCGCAGCAAGGGGCCGUCGCUGCUGUGGGCAAGGAGAGCGGCCGCCACCACCUUCUCGCCCCUCGGCGAGGUCUCCACCGAACCCCGCCACCGCCAAGGCCCGCCACCGCAGCGUCAGGCCCGUCCGGCGGGCCCCGUGGCAGCCCGCCCAGGGUUUGUCAAGUUUAAUCUGGGCAGGGUGCCAGGGCUGGCCGGCGGGAGGGAGCGGAGGAAGGGGAAUGGCCGGUGACCUCUGGAGAGGAGCCCGCGCUGGAGCCGUAUGCGGCCGCUGCUGCCGCCGCCGGCCGAGGCACGCGAGGACAGGCGGCGUCCGGCCGGGCCACCCCAGCCGCGUCGGGCCCCUUGGCAGGCGAGGGAGGAGAGGACGGGGAGAGCAAGGGCUGGGCGGCCGGCUCGUGGCGAGGCACAGGGGGGGCCUGGCCAUCGCAGCCCGCAGCGGCGGGCAGGUGGGCAGAGGGCCGCUACGGUGUAAAUUUAGGUCACCAAAAGCCCGAUGUUAUUCAAACCCAAAUCCCUGCGGAGGGCAGGACUGGCUGGCGGGGAUGGGAGGGUCAGGGAGCAGCGAGGCCUGGGCGUGAGGCCCUAAGGGUGGGCAAGAAACCCGCUGGUCCUGCGCAGCCCUGCCUGAAGCCUGCCUCGCUCAUCUGCCCCUACAAAUAAUUUUUCCCUUCCUUCCCGGGUCACUUCUUCCCUUUCCCUCCCCUACCUACGCCCAGGCCUAUGCGUUGCAAGUAUGCUUUUUGAGGGAUUUUAAAAGCACAAGUAAAAUUUGCGUUUUGGCAGGUCAGUGUUGAAAGCAGGCUGAUCAAAUAAUUUCAAAAUUGGGCAACACAUCCAAAAUUUGACCUUUUGGGGUUUUGACCUUUUUUUAGGCAUUACAUAUGGGGAGCUGCAAGCGUGGGGCGGGGAGGAGUAAGUACAAAGAAAAAAGGAAAACAGAUCUGAGUCUUUUUUACAUUAUCCCUUAAUAAAGGAAAUUAAAUAGAGGUGGUUCUACCCUGGCAAAGAGUAUACAUU
Messenger RNA from Aquila chrysaetos chrysaetos, 1503 nucleotides. Its product is annotated as translation initiation factor IF-2-like. Bases 378 to 1064 code for a protein of 228 amino acids. The transcript is spliced from 2 exons. The record is from RefSeq and is a predicted model, not a curated record. Lineage: Eukaryota; Metazoa; Chordata; Aves; Accipitriformes; Accipitridae.